This is a messenger RNA of Asparagus officinalis (garden asparagus), 873 nucleotides long. RefSeq lists its product as uncharacterized. The transcript is spliced from 9 exons. Gene Ontology annotation, molecular function: DNA-binding transcription factor activity. Lineage: Eukaryota; Viridiplantae; Streptophyta; Magnoliopsida; Asparagales; Asparagaceae. Bases 1 to 828 code for a protein of 275 amino acids. The record is from RefSeq and is a predicted model, not a curated record.
AUGGCUGAUAUCAAAGAGAAAAAUAAUCAGAGUUCAUUCUUCCAAAAGUUUGUUCUCAACAUGGGAAAGACAUACAAGUUUCUUAAAUCUGAUGACCCAGAACAGCUUCCUGAACCUGUUGAGAGGAAACAACAGCUUUCUGCAGAGAGGGUUCUCAGUAUUCUUAAGAAAUCUUAUUCUGUUCUCUCUCUCGGUGAAAGAAGUAAAUGGAAGAGGUUGCUUCAUGCAUAUUGCCUUUCACUAUAUAGUAUUGAUCUUAUAUGGAGUCCUACAUUGGGCACUUGUCCAGAUCAGUUUAUCGUGUCUUACAGUUAUGCGUUGAAUCAUAUUAGACAAAUUGCAAAAGAAACCAGUGAUGAAAUUGCUUAUGGUGGUGUAAGACAACCUGCUGUAUUGAGGACAUUUAGCCAGCGAUUGAGCAAGGGUUUCAAUGAUGCUGUGAGUGGGUUUACGGAUGAUGGUUGGUCAUUAUUGGGCAGUGAUGGCGUUGAGGAUGUGACAAUUAUGAUAAACUCAUCACCAAAUAAGCUUUUUGGAUCUCAUGCCAACUCUUCCAUAUUUUCUCCCAUUGGUGGGGGCAUCUUAUGUGCAAAGGCCUCUAUGCUACUGCAGAAUGUGCCACCAGCUUUGCUUGUUCGGAAAGCCACCGGCUGUAGAGGGAUCCUUUGUCAUGGCUUGGUGAGAUUGCUUGGUUUAUUUCUCAUGAAGAUGGUAGAGCUAUUAAAAAGAUCUUGUGUGCUGCCUUUGCUGCUUCUUUGUAUCAUAUUUGGAGAGAACGAAAUGCUAGGAGAUUUUAGUCUUGUAUUAGCAGGGUUAAUGUCAUUGUGAAGAGGAUUAAGGUUGAUAUUAUAGCUAGAAUGUUACAUAGUAAUC